Molecule: messenger RNA, 1506 nt
Organism: Ilex paraguariensis (yerba mate)
Lineage: Eukaryota; Viridiplantae; Streptophyta; Magnoliopsida; Aquifoliales; Aquifoliaceae
Source: the annotation of a GenBank genome assembly
AUGGCUGAAGAAUGCACCGAAAGCUCUGUUGCAGCAUCUUCCUCUACACUUAAUUGGUGGCCAGAUCUUCAUACAAGCUCUUCAUGGAGUACUACUACGAACCCAUGGCACACACCAAAUCCUCAUUCCAACUCUCCUGGUGAGGAAGAUGUGUCCAUGUCUACGUCUUUUACGAAUGCUUCCAAUCACUCUGGCCUAAGCGUUGAGUCCUCUCGUAGACUUGUUGAGUGUUCAUCGACAAACGAAUUGAUUGGAGAAACAGCUCCUGAUAAUCAUCUGUGGAGCCAAGUUUUCUUAAGUGUUGGGAGCAGUGGAGAAUUACCCAACGGUCAAGAUGUUGGAGAGAACUUGCUGGACUCAUUACCCUCCAAGAAUAUAUCUUCCAGUAUGUUUGAACCAGCCUGUGACUACUUGAAGAAAAUAGAAAACAGCUGGGAAUUCACUAGCUCAACCUCUUAUAACAACCUCGAAAAGCAUUUUCAUGGAUAUAACGACACCUUAAUUGACAGCGAAAGGCUAAACAGAUUGUCAAAUUUGGUCAGCAAUUGGUCUAUAGCUCCACCAGACCCUCAAGUCACUCAACAGUUUGACCCACGAGCAUGCAGUAAUUCUCUGAGUUCUAAUAUAAAUCAAUAUUCACAGCCCAAUUUUUGCUCUAUAAAGCAACCUGCCAACAGUAUAAGAUCAUUUUUCCGGCAAGGGCAUGACUUGAAAGUUGAGGAUGAUCACCGGGAGAUUGACGCGACCAGGGCUUUAUGUCGAAGGUCAUUUAACAGCAAUGGAAUCAGAUAUCAAAUGGGAAAUAACAACUCCAUAGUAGGAGAGAAUGGAAAAUACUACUUUGGAGGAUUAGAUGUGCCAUGCACCAAUACAAGAAAUUUCUCAGAUGCUGUAUCUUUCAAUAGUUGUUUAAGCAAGCCCUUGGUGGACAUUAAUGCAUCUAAACCUCUCCUGAAAACCAUGAAUAUAUCAGAUUCUAAGAGGCAGGGGAUCCAAUCCUCUUGUCCAAAGUUUCAGCCUACAAUAUCAACAUCCUCCACACUGACAAGAAGCAGUGGAAGGGGACAGGGAGUUACAAGUGAAGGAAAAAAGAAAAGGUCUGAAGAGAACUCAGACACAGUCUUGAAGAAGUCCAAGCUUGAGGGUUCUACAGCCUCAUCUGCUAAGCUCCAGGUUCCAAAGGUCAAACUCACAGAAAAAAUCACAUCCCUUCAGCAAAUUGUUUCACCUUUUGGAAAGACCGACACGGCAUCGGUGCUAGGGGAAGCAAUUGGAUAUAUAAAGUUUCUGCAAGAACAAGUGCAGCUAUUGAGCAACCCUUACAGGAAGAGUAAUGUCACCAAGGACCCAUGGGGAGGAUCGGAUAGAAAAGACCGAGGAGAUGUAAAGCUUGAUCUCAAAAGCCGAGGCCUUUGUUUGGUUCCCAUUUCCUGUACCCCUCAAGUUUAUCGUGAGAACGUGGGAUCAGAUUACUGGACUCCGUAUAGAGGAUGUUUAUAUAGAUGA